Impatiens glandulifera is the source of this 1185-nucleotide messenger RNA. Its product is annotated as beta-carotene hydroxylase 2, chloroplastic-like. Gene Ontology annotation, cellular component: chloroplast. NCBI's taxonomy places the organism in Eukaryota, Viridiplantae, Streptophyta, Magnoliopsida, Ericales, Balsaminaceae. The transcript is spliced from 7 exons. Gene Ontology annotation, molecular function: iron ion binding; beta-carotene 3-hydroxylase activity. The record is from RefSeq and is a predicted model, not a curated record. The coding region runs from base 69 to 1040 and encodes 323 amino acids. Gene Ontology annotation, biological process: xanthophyll biosynthetic process; carotene metabolic process.
AUUCCAAAACCUCUCUUUCUCUCACUACAGAGCGAAUUCCGACUGGAAAUCAACGAAGCUUGGAAAUCAUGGCGGUCGGGUUUUCCAUCGCCAGUUUACAUGUUUUCCGGCUCACGCAAAACGCGUUUUUCGGUUCGGAACCGAAGCUGAUUCUAAACCCUGCUUCUACUUCCAUUCUUCUUAGUUCUCCAAUUCGUCGUCAAUUCGAUUUAGUGGUUCCUUAUUCAGUGCGGAGGAAGAAUUCGACUAUGGUAUCGUUUGUGGCGGGGAACGCGAAAUCGGAUUAUACAAUUAAAGAUCCAAACAAGGAAGGAGGAGGUGAAGAUGAAGGAGAAGAGGAUAAGGUGGAUGAAGUGGAGAGACAGAUCUCGUCUGCACGGCUUGAAGAGAAACUCGCUAGGAAACAAUCGGAGCGGUUUACGUAUCUUGUUGCGGCGGUUAUGUCCACCUUUGGAAUUACUUCUAUGGCGGUCAUGGCUGUUUAUUACCGGUUUCACUGGCAAAUGGAGGGAGGAGAGAUUCCAUAUUCGGAGAUGUUUGGUACAUUUGCUCUAUCUGUUGGUGCAGCUGUAGGCAUGGAAUUCUGGGCUCGAUGGGCACAUAAAGCUCUAUGGCAUGCUUCCUUGUGGAACAUGCACGAGUCUCAUCACAGACCCAGAGAAGGUGCUUUUGAGCUGAAUGAUGUAUUCGCCAUUAUCAAUGCUGUCCCUGCCAUUGCUCUACUUUACUAUGGUUUCUUCAACAAAGGCCUCAUUCCUUGCUUCUCUUUUGGCGCUGGACUAGGAAUAACUGUGUUUGGGAUGGCCUACAUGUUUGUCCACGAUGGCCUGGUUCACAAGAGAUUCGCAGUGGGUCCUAUUGCCAACGUGCCUUACUUAAGAAAAGUGGCUGCUGCCCAUCAGCUUCACCACUCGGAGAAAUUUGAUGGUGUCCCAUAUGGGUUGUUCUUGGGUCCUAAGGAACUAGAGGAGGUGGGGGGAUUAGAUGAGCUGGAAAAGGAGAUCAAUAGGAGGAUCAAAUUAGCCAAAAAGACACCCUAAUCAUAAUAAGAGAUCUAUAAUAAUAAUAAUUCUCUCAUAGUUUUUUUUUCUUCUUUUUUUUUUUGUAAUAUUAGAUAGCAACAAAAAAAAAAAGUAGUUGUUUCAAGUUAAUGACAUUUCUCCCUUCCAUUUUAGGGAGUUUGGA